Penicillium canescens is the source of this 369-nucleotide messenger RNA. RefSeq lists its product as uncharacterized. NCBI's taxonomy places the organism in Eukaryota, Fungi, Ascomycota, Eurotiomycetes, Eurotiales, Aspergillaceae. The transcript has a single exon. The record is from RefSeq and is a predicted model, not a curated record. The coding region runs from base 1 to 369 and encodes 122 amino acids.
AUGAAUGAGUCAGGCAGUGUGGAAAAGACCCUUUCAGCAUCUGCUGAAGCGGAGGAGUUCGUGGAAUUUGCCGAAUGGGUGUUCGGUCCGACUGGUCUUCCUAAGCUACAAGUUCUGGCCUUCGGUGACUUUUCCCACAAUGACCGGUUCCAAAAACAACAAUUUCUGACUAGGAGAAACCACGAGGACGAGCAACAAUACAAAAAUCACCAGCAUCCCAGUUGUAACCAUGAACCUAAUUUGAGUCGAUCUUUCUGUGCUGCCAGUUCAGCCGAUACUUCCGUCUGGGAAAACCUUCGGAUUGAUGGAGCUCGGUUCCUUUCUACUUGUCCAGCCAGUGGAUUGAUUGAAUCUCCCUUUGAACUGUAG